Molecule: messenger RNA, 3264 nt
Organism: Grosmannia clavigera kw1407
Lineage: Eukaryota; Fungi; Ascomycota; Sordariomycetes; Ophiostomatales; Ophiostomataceae
Product: von willebrand and ring finger domain containing protein
Exons: 3
Coding region: 1-3264 (1087 amino acids)
Source: RefSeq, a predicted model, not a curated record
AUGAACGCAGACAGGAGCCGUUCCCGUAGGGAACGCACCUUCGUAGGCAGUGAAUGUGCUGUUUGUGAAGAACCGCUCGAGCACACUCUCCGCGGCGAGCGCAUAUUACAGUUUUCGUGUGGACACGUUUCCCACGAGGCUUGCUUUUACGAGUUCAUCCGCGAGUUUGAGUCACAAUACUGCCCAACAUGCAACGCGCCGCUCCAUCUAGACACAACCCGCGGUGGCAACGUUCUUGACAUCGAAAAAAUCAGCAAUAUGAUGAGAUCGGUGUCUGUGAAUGACAGCCGGUCUGUCAGCACUCCCACACCUACGCCUGGUUGGGACGACCAAAGCACACGUCCGCCUAGCCGGAGCUCUAACCAGCGGCACAACGGGGGCAUGAGCACGGCCAGCGCUGGUAUAAGCAUGAAUCAUCAUACGAGCACUCGCGACAGCUCGACCGGAGGUAGUUACCGUGAUAAUCGCGAACCACCAUCUGCGGAUCGCUUUACCGCCAACUCGAGACAUACGCGCAGCGACAGCGAGGCCACCGGGAUUGCCUCAUCUGGUGGAUAUCCCGAGACGACGCAGAGCGGCGGCCCUCGCCGAGUCCACGACUAUGAUGUGCAGGCCAUGGAAACAACACUGACCAGUCCACGGGUGGUGACUCGGAACCCCAUCCCGGCGCCAACAGUCACAGUCCGCUCCGAGUUUCCCACAAUCAACCGUUCUCGCCAACAACAGACCCUCACCUGUCUCGUGACCAUAGAGGUCCCCGACUGCAAAUGGCGCGCGGAUCCAGACGACCUGCAGACAGGCGCGACUCCCACACAACAGCAGCCGGCACCGGGACCACGGCCUCGUAACGGCGAGGAUGGCCGCGGAAUUGCAUCACCUGUCCCCAGUGCCCCUCACUUUUACCCGUACGAAUCCCCAGAGGUUCUCGAGGAAAUGACAGAAAAUCUUCGAGGGCGUGUCGAUAACUGGCACGGGCUCGAUUUCAGCCGCUUUGGUAAAUUGCGGCUUUACGGCACUCUGCGUGUUGGCAAGGACAAGGUCUCGUGGCAGGAGCUAGAGUGCUUCUUGUUUGCCGAGAUGCUCAUCUGCGUCAAGGAGAAGAAAAGUGCGGCGGUCGCGGCGCUUGCUGCCCAGCAGCACUCGCGAUGGGACAACGGGGCCAACGGUCAACCACGCAAGACGACACGCUGCACUUUGAAGGGAUCCAUUCUGAUCAAGAAACACCUAAACGAAGUGAUGGAGACAGGGGCGAUGGACGAAAACGUUCUGACGCUGAGCUUGUCUGUGGCGGAAUUGCCCCAGUUCCAUCUACGGUUCGACAACCGCAAUCAGCUGAAACUAUGGCACCAAGCAUUGUUGGACCUGAAUGCCAUCGAACCGACGCCGUUGCGUAGUCCUGAUUAUGACCGUGGCGACCUCUCGGAGCCAGAAGAGGACGAGUGGCAGCAGCAGCAACAGCAGCGUACACCAGGCAGCGGAAAGACGCAGCAUGGCUCGUCUCUGGCGUCAUCCUGGGGCGGGGGCAAGUCGGUUACGACAGCCCCGACUGAGUACACCAGCUACGCCAAGAGCGCUGCACCACCAAUCAGUUCGCUCCAUGUGCCUAUCGAUGUGGUGGUGGUGGUUCCCAUUUCUUCUUCGAUGCAGGGCGUCAAGAUCAAUCUGGUGCGCGACGCGUUGCGAUUCAUGGUCCACACGCUUGGCGAGCGUGAUCGGAUGGGUCUCGUGACGUUCGGAUCUGGCGGCGGCGGUGUGCCUGUGGUUGGUAUGACGACGAAGUCGUGGCCAGGCUGGAGCGGCGUGCUCUCAUCGAUCAAGCCAGUGGGCCAGAAGAGUCACCGGGCGGAUGUGGUUGAAGGCGCCAAUGUUGCCAUGGACUUGCUGAUGCAGCGGAAGUACAACAACCCGAUUGCGACAAUCAUGCUCAUCAGCGACGCCUCGACGUCUGAUGCUGACAGCGUCGACUUCGUUGUGUCGCGUGCUGAAGCAGCCAAGAUUACAAUCCAUUCGUUUGGACUGGGCAUGACGCACAAGCCAGACACGAUGAUCGAGCUGUCGACGCGGACAAAAGCGUCCUAUACCUACGUCAAGGACUGGAUGAUGCUGCGGGAAUGUCUUGCCGGCUGCCUGGGCUCGAUGCAGACGCUGUCGCACCAGAACGUCAAGCUCAAGCUGAAGCUGCCCGAAGGGUCUCCGGCAAAGUUCCACAAGAUCAGUGGCGCUCUGCAGAUUACGAAACGUGCCACCGGACGAGAUGCCGAAGCAUCACUGGGCGACUUGCGCUUUGGCGAUAAGCGCGACAUUCUCGUGCAGCUGGUGAUAUUGCCAGACAACGCAUCACAAGAGCAGCUGCCCCAAGACCCGUGGGAGACGAUCGUGUCAGGACUGGAGGCGCUUGGCGGGCCGAUGGACCAGGACGAGCAGCGGGUGGUGUCGAUCGAAGAGGUACCGCUGAUUCAAGCCGACCUGAGCUGGGGCGAUAUCCUGCGCGAUGGCACGGUAGUGCAUAUGCCGCGGCCAUCCUUGUUGGCGAUCACCAUGUUGCCGGCGCUCAGUCAACAGAAGUCACGGUCGUGGCAGAAUACGCCACCGAUCCCACCGCAUCCGAGCAUCGUUCAACGACGGAUGGAGCUGUUGACAUCAGACAUGCUGACGCGAGCGUUGACUCUGGUCAGCCGUGGCCAGCAUGAGCGCGCCCACACGCUCCUUCACGAGACCCGAUCGAUCCUGAAGGGCCUCGGAAAGGGCGGCCUGCCACCGGUGCCACCUUUGCCGGGCAACGGCAAGGCAUCGUCGCCAUCAGUUCCAUCAACACCACACCCGGGCACUGAGGGAUCGCCAUCAAUGGCCCUGGACACGCCAGACCGAAAGCGCACGCCGUCUCCCUCGGCCUUGGGAAUAUCAGGCAUAACGGCCGGCUUCCCUGUUCCUGGCGGGAACCUGCCUCGCAUGCGGUCCAAUGAUGGCCUCACCAUGGGCGUGGGAACGGCCGCGGGAAUUGACGCCAAGGCGGUCGCUGCUCUCGAUGCCGAGCUGGAGGCGAGCCUGGAAUGGAUAAACCACCCGGCCGUGUUCGGGCGUGACAGCCGCAAGGCGGUGCUGCAGGCGAUCGGCGUGAUCAGCUCGCAGCGGGCAUAUACAUUCCGGACGCCUAUCGAGAGCUUGUGGGCGACGCGGGUGACGGGUGUGAAGCGGCUGACCGAGAGGAGCCGCGAGUGGCGCGAAGAAGGCAGCGUUGAAGGCGGCAUCAGGGAAGAGGCGUGA